Molecule: messenger RNA, 1552 nt
Organism: Cucumis melo (muskmelon)
Lineage: Eukaryota; Viridiplantae; Streptophyta; Magnoliopsida; Cucurbitales; Cucurbitaceae
Exons: 8
Coding region: 42-1280 (412 amino acids)
Biological process (GO): nuclear-transcribed mRNA catabolic process, nonsense-mediated decay
Source: RefSeq, a predicted model, not a curated record
AUAGUGCUGAUAGGAAAAACAGAGGUGGGAGGUUUUGGGCAAUGGCGGGUUCAACCGGCGCUAAUUCUUCUUCCAAUUCUUCUCCUGCUCCUCCUCCCCCCAAAAUCCUCCUAGCAAAGCCUGGUCUCGUCCCCGGCGGACCUAUUAGCUCUAAGAUUGGACGUGGCCCCGGCGCCGACGACGAAGCAGCUUCCAUUCGCUCCCGUCUUCCUUCUCUUGGAUCCCUUAAUCUUCUCUCCGAUUCCUGGGAUCUCCACAUUGACCGUUUCCUCCCUUUUUUGACUGAGAAUACGGAGUUCAAGGUGGUGGGGAUAAUUGGUCCACCGGGAGUUGGUAAGUCGACGAUUAUGAAUGAGAUUUAUGGCUACGAUGGAAGUUCUCCAGGUAUGCUACCACCAUUUCCAAUACUAUCUGAAGAUGUUAGAGCAAUGGCUAGGCAUUGUACAUUGGGUAUUGAGCCCCGAAUUUCUUCUGAGAGGAUUAUACUUCUGGAUACUCAGCCUGUGUUCAGUCCUUCGGUUUUAGCUGAAAUUAUGAGACCUGAUGGUUCGUCCACUGUUUCAGUUAUUAAUGGAGAAUCUCUAUCUGCUGAAUUGGCUCAUGAACUUAUGAGUAUUCAGCUGGGCAUUCUUCUAGCGUCCAUUUGCAACAUUGUUCUUGUGAUAUCAGAGGGAGUUCAUGAUCUAAAUAUGUGGCAUUUGAUGUUAACUGUUGACUUACUUAAACAUGGCUUGCCUGACCCAUCUUCUCCUAUUUCUUCUCAUGCACAAAAUUCUAAUGUAGCAUCUGAGAAGGAAUACAAAGAAAAAACUUCUACAAGUGAAGAAUAUUUGGCAACUCCAAUCUUUGUUCAUGCCAAAGUGCAAGAUCGAGAUCUUGUUCCACACAAUAUCUUGCAACUGAAGAGAGCAUUUGCCUACUAUUUUAAAACCUCUUCAUUUAUGGGAGACAAAUUUGAAAAAGUCCAUAGUGAGCAACUACUCUCCUCUGUGUUUCCUGAUACCAGGAAUUUAGAUGUAGAUGGUGAAGAUAGAAGGUUGCUUCUCAUCCCAAACCGGAACAAGGAUGACUCUACCAGAGGUCAAUACGAAAGUUUUAACUUAGCUCUAUGGAAGCUGAGGGAUCAGGUUCUAUCCAUGAAGGGUGCAUCAUUCCCAAGAACUGUUUCGGAACGUGAUUGGUUAAAAAACUCUCUAAAGAUAUGGGAAUCAGUGAAGAGCUCUCCUAUUGUAAUGGAGUAUGCCAGAACGCUUCAAUCUUCAGGUAUGUUCAGGAGAUAGGUGGACGAUUGUGUUCUUGUUUGUAGUGUCAUAAAUAGAAGCCAUGGCCCUUAGUAUUAGGUUUCCAUUCUGCAUGUUCUAAUUUUUUUUUUUAAAACAAAAUUUUAAAUUAGGGGUGUUUGUACCCGUAGACGGGUUGUUCCGUGGGCUAAUUAGAUCUUUUAUCUCACUGUUCCUACUAGGAUGUAGGAAUGAUGAAAAACAGAAUGAACUUUAACAUCAAAUUCUCAUUAGUAGAGAGGAAUUCAUCCAUUAACAAAACAAUAUAAUUU